Molecule: messenger RNA, 1233 nt
Organism: Saprolegnia parasitica CBS 223.65
Lineage: Eukaryota; Oomycota; Saprolegniomycetes; Saprolegniales; Saprolegniaceae
Exons: 3
Coding region: 17-1207 (396 amino acids)
Source: RefSeq, a predicted model, not a curated record
GUUUGCCCUUUCUGGGAUGCGCUUCGUGACCAUCAACGACGACGAGGGCGCGUCCGAGCUCGCGGCCUACUCGAGCCGCGAGAUCCUCUACGACGUCAAGGACGAGCUCGAGCGCAGCGCCGACCCCGAGUACCUCCGGCGCAAACUCCACCGCCAGCGCAUCCGCGACUACCGCCGGUCCAAAGUGCUCGAGCUGCAGCACUUGCAGAAGGAGGCCGCUGCGCUCCAAGCACACAUUGCCCGCCUCCAAGGUCCCAAGAAGCGCGGACCAUCGCGACAGGACUGCCAGCUACCAUGGCGCGAGGUGGCCAUGGCGCUCCGCGAUGCCGCCGAUGCGUCGCAAGCCUGCAAUGCGAGCUUGAAGACCAAGCUACACAAGCACCGCGAGCUCCUCCGCGCCAUGACGUCGUGGGUCUCGGCCAUGUCGAGCGUCCAGCGCUUCCCGAACGCGAACGCUGCCACGUGGCGCAACAUUUGCCUCUUCAAGAGCGACGAGUCGCGCCGGCUUGGCUUUGAGUGGAUGACCAACCACAUGCUCCACCACACAAACGCCGUCUUGGACGAGUGUGCCUUUCCGACCGCGCCGCUUCACGCGACCGAGCAUGCGGACUAUAUGGACUUGCACAUAUCCUGGGACGACGCCGGACGCUACCGGCUCUUCCAGCGCCACCAGACCAUCAUGCACACGAGCUUGGAGAGCAUCACGCACGCCUUGCACCGCAUGUACAUCAGCGACCGUGUCUCGGUCGCCAACAUUGCCAAGGAAGACCUCGAUACGCAGUUUUUGAACGACUCGGGGCGGUACAGCCGGACGCAGGAGUGGUCGGCCAACCCACUGCACUUCCUUCGACGCCAGUUUACAGAGCCCGGGCACCGGUCCAUCAUCGUGGGCCAAAACAUCCUCGAGGACGAAAAGUACCCCGUCGGCAAGUACAUUUGCGACGCCCAAGCCUGGAUUGUCGUGACGCAGCUCGCGCCUGGCGUCAUUUUGUAUCAAAACUACUACACGGCCGAGCAGCUCCACACGAAAGACGGCGUUGCACUGCCGCUGGAAGACGACGUGUGGUCGACCGCGCUGUCGCUGCACACGCUGCCGACGCUCGCGGCCAAGCAAAGGGCGUUUGAGCGCCACGUGCAGCAUCAAUGGGUGCACAUCAUCAAGGCGGCCGAGGCCGGCAUCCGAGCCAUGUGCACAGCGUCGCCAUAACGACGUUUCAAAUAGACAAACCCACC